This is a messenger RNA of Serinus canaria (Common canary), 2372 nucleotides long. RefSeq names its product CWF19 like cell cycle control factor 1 (gene CWF19L1). Lineage: Eukaryota; Metazoa; Chordata; Aves; Passeriformes; Fringillidae. The record is from RefSeq and is a predicted model, not a curated record. Bases 732 to 2372 code for a protein of 546 amino acids. Gene Ontology annotation, cellular component: post-mRNA release spliceosomal complex. The transcript has 13 exons. Gene Ontology annotation, biological process: mRNA splicing, via spliceosome. Gene Ontology annotation, molecular function: RNA lariat debranching enzyme activator activity.
CCAUGAUGGGGGGAGGCUGAGGAGUGGUGCUAAAGGGAGGUGGUGACGGUGUGGCGGCGGCUCCGUUGAGGGGAGGAGGUGACGAGAUGGUGGCGGCGCUGCCGAGGGGAGGCAGAGGGCUGGCCAUGUUGGCGGGAGCCCGAGCGGCGGCCCCGCUGAGGGAUGGUGGUGGCUGAGUGGCGGCCCCGCCGAGCCGGCCGGCCGCCGCUUUUCCGCCCCUUAGAGAGCUUGGGAUGGCGGGGAGCUCUCUUUGGGGUAGCGUCCAUGACCUGCUGGUGUUGGCGGGAUCGGGCAGGGGGUGAGGCAGGAGCGGGGCGCACCCCGGCCCCUCAGGGCGCGUUGGGGUGGCCUCGGUGCCUCUGUGACGCGGUGGAGCCGCCGCUGACCGCGGCCUCCUGCCCUCGAGCGCUUUGGCCCAGUUAGCGUCGGCAAAAUCAAUUUUAUGAUUUUAUCCUCCUCGGCUUCCCACAUCCUGCCGGUAAACAACGCUCUGCUGACUUUUGGGAGUGGGCAGGCCCUGGCACAGGGUGUCCAGAGAAGCUGUGGCUGCCCCUGGAUCCCUGGAAGUGUCCGAGGCCAGGCUGGACUUCGGGGCUUGGAGCGGCCUGGGAUAGUGGAAGGGGGUGGAACUGGAUGGGCUUUAAGGUCCCUUCCCACCCAGACCACUCCGUGAUUCUUUUGUGGUUCAUUCAGGUCAGUGCCAGCACUGACUGGAGCACUAACACACCAGGAUGACAACACCACGCAUCGGGAAUAUCUGCGAUUCCCUACGGACACUGGGAUUUAAACUUCACGGCGAUUCCAGCUCGUUUUGUCAGGCUUCGGGCGCCGCCCACCCGGCAACCGGCGGAGCGCUUUGCGCGGUGCACCCGGAAGUGGCGGAGCGCUUUGGGCGGUGCACCCGGAAGUGGCGGGAGGUUCGUGUCGAGUAUCUUCGUGAUGGCGGCGGCACCGCUGCGCGUGCUGGCGUGUGGCGACGUGGAGGGGCGGCUGGAGGCGAUCUUCGGGCGGGUCCGCGCCAUCCAGGCCAAGAGCGGCCGCUUCGACGCCGCAGGGGUGUGUACAGUGGCUGCUCGGGGCUGCAGAUCGCCUACCUGAGCGGCACCGAGGCGCAGCAGCAGCCGGCACCCGCGCACUGCUUCAGCACCAAGGACGUGGCCGAGCUGAAAACCUCUCUGCUGGCAACCCCAAACUUCAGGGGUGUGGAUAUACUGCUGACCUCCCCCUGGCCCAGAGACGUGGGCACUUUUGCCAACAGCACGGGAGAAAUAGAUACCAAAAAGUGUGGCUCCAAGCUGGUAUCAGAUCUAGCUGCAAGUCUCAAACCAAGGUACCAUUUUGCUGCCCUGGAGAAGGCCUAUUAUGAAAGACUUCCUUACAGGAAUCACAUGGUGCUACAGGAGACCCCACAGCAUGUCACCAGGUUUAUUGCCCUUGCUGAUGUUGGCAAUACAAGCAAGAAAAAGUACCUCUAUGCCUUCAGCAUUGUGCCCAUGAGCUCCAUGGACCCUGCAGAGCUGGUGAAGCAGCCUCAGGAUGUCACCGAAAAUCCCUACCGGAAAUUGAGGAAGGAGGCUCCCAAGAGCAAAGCCCCUCUCUCUGCAGAGGAAGAACCAGCCUGCCAGUUUUUCUUUGACUUGAACAAGCAUCAGGGAAGGAAACGUCCCUCAGAUGGCAAAGAGAGAGGAGACUCCCAACCUAAGCAAGCCAAGAAACCCCCUCAGCCCACAGGGCCCUGCUGGUUCUGCCUGGCCAGCCCAGAGGUGGAGAAGCACUUGGUUGUCAGUAUUGGCACACAUUGCUACCUUGCCCUGGCCAAAGGGGGUUUGACACCUGACCACGUCCUGAUCUUGCCAAUUGGGCACUAUCAGUCAGUGGUGGACUUGUCUUCAGAGGUGCUGGAAGAAGUCACCAAGUACAAGGCUGCCCUAAAGGAAUUUUUCAGGAGCAAGGGGAAGAGAUAUGUCCUAUUUGAAAGAAACUAUAGGAGUCAGCAUUUGCAGCUGCAGGUCAUUCCUGUCCCUCUGGACCUUUGCACUUCUGAAGACAUCAAGGAGGCCUUUAUCACACAAGCACAGGAGCAGCAGAUUGAACUGUUGGAAAUCCCAGAGCACUCAGAUAUCGCGCAGGUGGCUCAGCCGGGGAUGCCGUACUUCUACGUGGAGCUGGACACGGGGGAGAAGCUGUUCCACCGCAUCCGUGGCCGCUUCCCGCUGCAGUUCGGCAGGGAGGUGCUGGCGAGCGAGGCGCUGCUGGCGCAGCCGCAGCGCGCGGACUGGCGGCAGUGCGCCGCCCAGCGGCCAGAGGAGGCGGCGCAGGCCCGCGCCUUCCGCCGCGACUUCGAGCCCUUCGACUUCUCCCUCCGCGACUGA